Molecule: messenger RNA, 4242 nt
Organism: Myotis davidii
Lineage: Eukaryota; Metazoa; Chordata; Mammalia; Chiroptera; Vespertilionidae
Gene: NACAD
Product: NAC alpha domain containing
Exons: 4
Coding region: 430-4242 (1270 amino acids)
Biological process (GO): protein targeting to membrane
Cellular component (GO): nascent polypeptide-associated complex; cytoplasm
Source: RefSeq, a predicted model, not a curated record
CGGGGCCCAGCCUCGGGCACCCGCCCCGCCCGCCACACCCACCUCAGGUGCCAGGUGUUGGUCACAGCCCAGUGGACCCCAAGGACCCGUUUUCAGGACCCUCCUGGCCUCCCGGCGCCCAGCAGUGUGGCCCCAGGGCCGGGCCUGCUGCAGGCAGAUGGGCACCGGACAGGGCCACUUGGGAGCUUCGCCUCAGGUCUGGUGGACACUUCCCUCUGCAGACAGGAAGCUGAGGCACGGGACCCCACCCGGGUGGAAUGUUCCAGGGCCCUCUGACCCCGGAGGUCACGGGAGGGGCGGGCAGAGGGUCACAGGCAGGGAGCCUCGACAUUGCUGCCGAGCACCUUGCAGAAAAGCGGGGUGCCCGUCUGUGCCACAGCUGCGCCCACACACAGCCCCCGAGCUGGUUGCUGUGGUCAGACCUCGGAAAUGCUCCCCGACAUAGCGAUGACCGCUCCCUGUCACCCUCCAGGCGGUACCCCUUCUGGGGGGCGCGGGUGCCAGACCGCCUCACGCCCUUCUCUCUCCACAGACGGGUCCUGUGACACGGCCGCAGCCACCACUCCCAGAGGGGCCCGGCCUGAGCAGUGUGCCCUGACCCCUGGGCCCAGCCCCCUGGACCUCACCUUCCUGCUCAGCAAGCCGGGCGCCCGGCCCCCGCCUGAGGGAGCCAGCGGGGAUGCGGGGCCUGGCCAGGCGCUGUCAGCCUGGGCGGUCCCCAUGGAGGGGGGCCCCAGCCCAAGGCCCCCCGAGGGGCAGCCUGCCGAGCGGCCUCUCCCAGCCACCCUGGAGCCCCGGAUUGUGAUGGGGGAGGAGACGUGCCAGGCACCCCCACUACCCUGGGCAGCCCCGCCACAGCUCAGGGACCCGGAGGGGGGGCCUGCCAGCCUGCACUCCCCCGCGUCAUGUUCUCGGGGUGACCCUCCUGUGCCUUUUCCUGCCCCAGACCCCGAUUCCUAUUUCACACCUCCUUCCACUCCCAGCGAGACCCCUGCCUUGCUCCCCAGCUCCGGGCCCUGCAGGGACACCCAGGCUGAAGCCAGGCCCGUGGGGGACUCACCGCCCACCUCACCCUCAGGCUCCUACGUCACCGCGGACACAGAGAGCUGGGCCUCGUCCCCGUCCCCUUCCUGCUCCCUGAGCCUGGCUCCCGAGGAAGGGCUAGGGGUGCCUUCGGGCCGCGGCUUCUCCCCACCAGGUUCUGAGACGCUGGAGCAGGACUGGCCCCCCACAGGGUCCCCGGGAUCCUCGUCCCCUGAGUCCAGCCUCUCCACGGACAGCAGCUCCUCCUGGGAACAGGAGGGCCACUUCUUCGACCUGGAUGUCCUGGCCCAGGACCCAAUGAUCCCGGCCGCCCUCCUGCCGUUCCGGGGCAGCCUGCUCUUCCAGGUGGAGGCGGUGGAGGUGACGCCCCUGUCCCCCGAGGAGCAGCAGGAGCAGGAGCCAGAGGCUCCAGCCGCUGACGGGGACGGGGCCAGCGACAGGGAUGACAGCACCUUCGCCUCCUCCCUGCGGUCACUGUCCGACCUGUCAGUCACCGAGGGCGUGGACGAGGCCUUCGCCUUCUGGGACGACACCUCUGCUGCCUCCUCGGACCCGGACUCGGCCUCCUACCCGGGAGCAGAUGACGAGAGACUGUACAGCGGGGAGCCCCACGCGCAGCCCACCGCCGCCCUGCAGGCCAGCCCUGUGGUCUCCGAGGGAGACGUGGGCACGUUAGUCCCCGGGGCCAGCCCCGCUCCAGGCCCCGUGUCCUCGCUGGAAGCCUCAGGGGCCACAGAAGUGACCGCUCAGGCUGGGUGGCAAGGAGCAGGCCUCAUCGCUGGAGCAGGGCCGGUGCCCAGGGCCACACCUGGGUCCUGGCAGGAACGGGCCUGCACUACCCCGGCCCCCGAGCCCAGGACUGAGCCCCAGACCACGCAGGGGGCGGGCAGGGCACCCAGCCCAGUUGCUCUGCAGGCCCCGAGGGAAGACGCAGGCGGGGCCCCCAGGACCCAGCCCAUGGCCUCCGCAGCCCAGGGGACAGCUGGGGGGAAGGGCAUGGGCUGCACUGGAGACCUGGAGCCUCCGGACCUGGACCAGACCUGCCAGGGUGGCCGGGAGCUCGCUGCAGAUGAGGGGACACCCUGGGCCUCACGUGGAGAUGCAGGCCCCCCCAGGCCUGCCUUGGAAACCUCAGACACCCCUGAGCCUGCCACGGAGGCCCAAGAGAGACCUGAACUCACCUCAGAGGCUCCUGACACCGCAAAGAUCCCAGACCGCCCCACUUUCACCCUGGAGAUCCUGGAGCCCACUGCGACCAUCCAAGACCACCCAUACACCCCUACAGAGGUACUGGGAACCCCAGGCCUCUCCAAGGAAGCCUUGGGCCCCCCUGAGCCUGCCUCCAAGACCCUGGACCCCCCAGAGGAUGCCUCGAAGACCCAGGACAUCCGUGAGGAUGCUGCAGAGACCCCGGGCCCCCCUGAGCCUGCUGCAGAGACCCUGGACCCCCCAGAGGAUGCCUCAGAGACCCCAGGCCCCCGUGAGGAUGCCUCGAAGACUUCGGGCCCCCUAGAGGAUGCCUCAGAGACCUCGGACCCCCCCGAGCCUGCUGCAGAGACCCCAGACCCCCAUGAGGAUGCUGCAGAGACCCCAGGCCCCCCAGAGGAUGCCUCGGAGACCCCGGACCCCCCAGAGGAUGCCUCAAAGAUCCCGGACCCGCCAGAAACUGCUGCAGAGACCCCGGGCCCCUCAGAGGAUGCCUCAGAGACCCCAGACCCCCGUGAGGAUGCUGCAGAGACCCCGGACCCCUCAGAGGAUGCCUCAGAGACACCGGGCCCCCCAGAGGAUGCCUCAGAGAUCCUGAACCUCCCAGAGGAUGCCUCAGAGACCCCGGGUCCCCGUGAGGAUGCCUCAGAGACCCAGGGUCCCCGUGAGGAUGCCUCGAAGACCCCGGACCCCUCAGAGGCUGCCUCGGAGACCCUGGACCUCCCAGAGGAUGCCUCGGAGACCCCGGGUCCCCGUGAGGAUGCCUCAGAGACCCCGGACCCCCCAGAGGAUGCCUCGGAGACCCUGGGUCCCCGUGAGGAUGCCUCAGAGACCCCGGACCCCUCAGAGGAUGCCUCGGAGACCCUGGACCUCCCAGAGGAUGCCUCGGAGACCCCGGGUCCCCGUGAGGAUACCUCAGAGACCCCGGACCCCCCAGAGGAUGCUGCAGAGACCCCAGACCCCUCAGAGGAUGCCUCAGAGACCCUGGACCUCCCAGAGGAUGCCUCAGAGACCCCGGGUCCCCAUGAGGAUGCCUCGGAGAGCCCGGGCCCCCAUGAGGAUGCCUCGGAGACCCCAGAACCCCCUGAGCCAGCCUCCAGUGGAGAGGAAAGCGCCAAAGGCCUGCUGGCGCCCAACAGGGGGGCCCACCUGCCUGCUGGUGUGGGAGCUGAGGCCCCCGGGGCAGGAAACCAGGGGGACAGAGGCUUUGAGUCAGCACCCCAGGGCGCUGGAAAGGCUCCUGGGAGCGGCUGCCCCGGGGGUGGGCGGGUGCAGCCCCAGAGCCCAGCAGAGGGCGGAGGGGGCCCCCCGGGGCCCAGGCUUCUGUCCGCUGUGGCUUCUGAGUCUCCAUCAAGGGCUGUGCCCAGGGCGGGGAGCAGCUGCCCCGAGGAGCCCACCCCCAUGUCUUCACCACCCUCCUCCAGGCGGGAGCGGGUGCGAGGUGUGGGGGGUGAUGAGCAGGCCCAGGCGGCCCCCGGAAUCCCCAGCCCCCCCUGUCCCCUGCCCCUGCCAGGAGAGCUCGGGGGACGGGGAGGACCUCCCGUCGCCCCAGGCAGGAGCCCCACGUGCCGCUACCUCCUCAGGAACCAGGACCCACCCCCGGGAGUCCAGGCAGCGCAAGGGCCUCCCGCCCCACCCCUCCCUCCUCAGCCCCAAGGUGACCCCCCACCUCCGGCCCCUGGCAGCUGCUCGGACAGCCACGGGGAGUCGUCGGGGGAGCCAGAGGAGCAGGACCUCUCGGGACCCCAGGCCCCUCGGGGCCCAGCCCAGGCCGCAGCCAGUGGCACCGAGGAGAGUGCAGCCAAAGCCAAGCAGAGCCGCAGCGAGAAGAAAGCCCGGAAGGCCAUGUCCAAGCUGGGCCUGAGGCAGGUGCAGGGCGUCACCCGCAUCACCAUCCACAAGUCCAAGAACAUCCUCUUCGUCAUCGCCAAGCCCGACGUGUUCAAGAGCCCGGCCUCCGACACCUACGUGGUCUUCGGGGAGGCCUAUUGA